Molecule: messenger RNA, 1604 nt
Organism: Acyrthosiphon pisum (pea aphid)
Lineage: Eukaryota; Metazoa; Arthropoda; Insecta; Hemiptera; Aphididae
Exons: 5
Coding region: 41-949 (302 amino acids)
Source: RefSeq, a predicted model, not a curated record
CAAAUUUGGAUUUUAUUAUUUCAACAUAAAUACCUAUAAAAUGUACAACUCUAACAGAACCACUUUUUCUGACCAUAAUCUUGAAAGAGCUUCUGUUAAUAAUAGAAACCAUUAUAACACUACAAAAAAACCCAAACCUUCAAGAUCAAGAUAUUCAAAGAUUGAUAAUCGGCCACCAAGUUGUAAUGAACAAAUAUCUGAAUUCUCUCCGCACCAAUGGAAUCACUCCAAUGUCUCCAAUCAACGGUUGUAUCCUACAAUGUCAGACUCCGCUGUAUGUGGUUAUCCUGUUCCAGUUAAUAUACCUGUCGACCCACGCUUUCAUACUUUGUAUCCCAUAUAUCAACCGUAUGUGCCAGUCGGUAUUGGCAGAGAAUAUCUAGAACCCAGUCAACAUAUGUCAUCCAGAGAUCAAUUUACUAGUUUACCCCCCAUUAAUAUUGCGGAUAACGAAUCUGAAAUUAAACGUACACAUAGUGACCCAGGUUUAAAUAACCAAGAUGAUAAAUUUGAACUACUUAGCAGUGAAUCAGACCAAGGAUCGUAUGAUACUUAUUAUGCUAAUGAAGUGGCCGAAUUAAAAAAAGAUAAUCAGAGACUAGCUAAUGAAUUAGAAUUAGUGAAAAUUGAAUUAAGAAAUUUGAAAUUGGAUAUAUCAAGUAAAAAUAAUGACAAAUGUGGUUGUACCGAUCCGGGAUCUAUUACAAAUAUUGUUCAAGAAAUAAGAGCAGCACAUAAAUUAAUGGAACAAACAUUAGAGUCAAAGUUAAAUUCAUUUAAUACUAAUAAAAACGAAAAUACUAAUGAUAGUUCUCAAUUGUCAUUAAUAAACGAGCGCCUAGAAAAAUUAGAAAAAUCCAGUGACAAAUCAAAAAGAGUGGACUUGGAGAAAAGAUUACCUAAAAAUAAUAACUCAUCAAAAAAAAGCUCUGCUGUCACAGCUUUGUGAAUUUAUAAAUAAGUAAAAAAAAGCGCACAAUUAUAAAUCAAACAUAAUAACGAAUAAUGCCAUAAAUAAUUUGACUCAAUAUUAUAUUAAUUAAAAUGUCAUGAGCAAUACUUAUAUAUUAAGAUAUUUAAUUAUAAAUAAUGUAAAUGAUGUAUUAGUUAAUGGUGUUUUUAAGUUACUAAAGAGUAAUGACUAUUUUGUAGCAUAAUAUGUUUACAUUUAUUUUAUAUGCCUUACUUUUUCUGAGGUCGAAUUUAUUAAGAGGUACAUAGAUUUAAUAAUAUUACCAAUAGAAUACAUUUAAAGAUUCUUUUCAACAAUUUUUAUCUAUUAAACAUAUAUUUUUUUAUAAAAAAAUAGUGUUAUAUUCCAUAAAAAUAUUCCAUUUAACUUUUACGUUUUGAUAACAAUAAAAUUCUUUGCAUAUACAUUCCUUCCAUAAUAAAUAAUAUGUUUUAUUAAUACUUAAAUUAUAUAAAAUUAAUACCUAAGUAUUUAACUAACUGAUUGUAUAUUCUAAGUACAUUUAAUAUAUUGGAAAAAUUAAUUUAGUGUGUUUUAAUAUUUAGUCGUUUAUAAAUUUACAAAUUGUAUUUUUUUUUUUAUUGUUCUUAAAUUAUUCUGUUUACUGUUUGGACUGCUCAACUUAAUAUAA